GCCAAAACCAACUCUUUCUCUUCAGCACCUUCUUCUUCAGUUUCUCCAUAUUCUUCUAGCGUUCUAGUUUUGUUUCAUGGAAACAUCAUCAGGACCUCAAUCAUCCUCCAACAUAGGCAUCAUAGUUGAAAACAAACCCUCGGAUUCCAAGUUAUCUGAAUUGGGUAUCAAGUCCUGGCCUAAAUGGGGCUGCCCUCCGGGAAAGUAUACUUUUAAAUACGAUUCAGAAGAGACAUGCUACUUGCUCAAAGGCAAAGUGAAAGUGUUUCCAAAAGGGUCAUCAGAUUUUGUAGAGUUUGGUGCAGGAGAUCUUGUGAUCAUCCCCAAGGGACUAACUUGCACUUGGGAUGUUUCUAUAGCUAUCGACAAAUACUACAAAUUUGACUCUUCAUAAACUUUGUCAACUUCUUUUGACAGCCGCUUGAUGUAUAUCUAUAUCGUGUUGAUAUGGAUGAUGAUACAUCACUUUAUAAGAUAUUAUGCAAUGUUAUUCUUUUGAGAUAAUAGUUUGAAAACUUGUUAA
Molecule: messenger RNA, 523 nt
Organism: Pistacia vera
Lineage: Eukaryota; Viridiplantae; Streptophyta; Magnoliopsida; Sapindales; Anacardiaceae
Exons: 2
Coding region: 77-394 (105 amino acids)
Source: RefSeq, a predicted model, not a curated record